Aspergillus nidulans FGSC A4 is the source of this 991-nucleotide messenger RNA. RefSeq lists its product as uncharacterized. The transcript is spliced from 2 exons. NCBI's taxonomy places the organism in Eukaryota, Fungi, Ascomycota, Eurotiomycetes, Eurotiales, Aspergillaceae. Bases 134 to 991 code for a protein of 285 amino acids. The record is from RefSeq and is a predicted model, not a curated record.
GAGGGUUUGAGGAAGGGAGCGUUUUCGAGGCAUCUCCGCUGAGGCAUAUCGCCAUGAGAAAACUUCUCUUAGACCAGAGGAACCUGAUGCCGUCGCUGUUCACGAACGUGCCAUGGAGUAUUGCUAGCGAUAUAUGGGCUUUUCUGGUAAGAGACAGACUUUGCAUAUGUGGAAACUUCUCGCCACAGUUUAUCCAACUCAGUUUGCAGAAUUGGAACAAUACCGCUCAUUGAAGAUUGAGGGUCCUAAGCUUUCCAUGAGGGAGUACCUGGGACUGGUGAAGAGCGAUAGCCUGAGCUGGCGGGUUGUAUUGACCCUGGCAACAUCAUAUGCUCGAGUGCCUGAAAUCGUUGGGAUUUCCGAGAUAAAGAAUCUGUGUGCGCUAGAUGUUGCCACACCCGCAAGACCGGACACAUGGCUUGAUAGCACCGACCUACAGUCAACGGCUCUGACUGACCGGAUAGUUCGCUCCUGGAGCGAAUCGGCUCAGACGGGAGAGGCAUUCUCGCAUCUGCGAGUCCUGGUUCUACGGCAUCAGACAAGUCUAUCGAAGAUAGCACUUCACUAUAUGAGAUCGUUCCCGAAAUUGCAAGCGGUCAUCGCAUUCGGAUGCCCUGGAUUCGAGUCUGCACUCUCUGGUGGCGAUGUGGAUGGAUGGACGGUUGCAGAGGUGAAGCGAUCUGCACCGGCUACUCUCCACGAAUACUACGAAGCUAUCUGUAAGGCAGCUGGCGCUGACUCAAUACCAGCAGAAAGACCAAUACUGGACUUCCAGAUCGGCGAGCUGAAAGAUUCCCGUGAAUCAGUCCGCGCACCAUACUCGACCAUGUAUCUCCAGCGCACAGGCGGCGCUCCUGUGGGAGAUCCUGACCUAACGACCAGGAAGCGAAAAUGGGCCGUCGAAUGUCCGCGCGAACAGUCUCGGAGGGGAAAGGCCGUUAUGAAGGACCGCACUCGGGAUAUUGGUGAUGUGCUUAGCAGCUUUUUCUAG